Messenger RNA from Musca vetustissima, 1719 nucleotides. RefSeq lists its product as uncharacterized. The record is from RefSeq and is a predicted model, not a curated record. The transcript has 3 exons. Bases 1 to 1719 code for a protein of 572 amino acids. Lineage: Eukaryota; Metazoa; Arthropoda; Insecta; Diptera; Muscidae.
AUGUUUACCAAAUGUCUGAAGACGGUGAUAAAAUGGAGACCAUUGAGUCAGUACUAUUUUCCUUUAAAUGAUACGAGCCGAACAUAUGCAGCAUUUAGCGCAAAGGACUUGCUCUAUGAGACAUCCGAUGAAGCCGGAACACUUCUAACGAAAUUUGCAAAGCAUGUUGCAAUAGAAAGACACAAUAUAAGUGAACUUGUCCCAAACAAAGUUCGUUACGCGGACUUUUUUCCAGUUAGCGACCUGAAGUACUUCCACAGGGAACUGGCAAAUACUCCAGCAGAUCAAUUGGCGUCCGUAAUUGUGUACGCAUCAUCAUAUCGCUCAAAUGCUGAUCCCUCAAAAUUUGCUCUUGUGUUAAACGAGCUUGACCGAUAUGCCGUGGAGAAAUUAUACGACAUGAAUGUGGAUACAAUACUGAGGACAUUAUACUCGUUUCUGUUUUUAAUUCCGAACUGGAUGACUAGAUUGGAUUUCUAUUCCGAAGCCAUGAAGAAGUUAUAUGAUUUGUUAUUGCAGGAUGGUUGUAAAUUUAAAGAAUUGUUUGUUCAAGUUAGCUUCUACUUUGGCCUGUCGAAAAAGAAUUCAAAAAAUAACCUACAGAAGCAGUGGAAAACAUUUCUCGAUCUACACUUGGACACAUUUUUAGAUGACUUUAGUGCUCUGGAUUUGGCUUUGGUAGCUAGCGCUGCGUAUAAAACGUCGACGAAAAUAGAAAGUGAAAAGUUUAACCAACGUCUUCUCAAAGAGAUUCUAGGUACUUGUACUGUAGAGGGUGGCAAUGAUGCUCUCUUAAUUACUUUAAUAAAAUCCCUGCGUUUUCAAAGGAUAAACUCAAGCAAGGUGUGCGAACAUCUUUCCCAGUUCUGUACAAAUUCUCAAAAACUAAGCCAGUUUCAAACUCGUGGUCAAAUACAUAUUUUUGCUCUGUUAGCCGACAACCUUUGGGACAACCAGAAUUGUUUGCAAGCCUUAGUUAUGGAGUUCAUAGCUAAAUUGCAAGAAAUACGUAAUGAUGAUUACGUUAACCGUAUAAGAGGAAAAGAUAUAGCUACUUUUCUUUGGUGUUGCUUCCAGUUAAAAUGCCACAUGAGUCCGGAUCAACUUCACAUAAUUGAAGAUGUGCUUCUGCAGAAGGUGUAUAAUAAUGAAUUCAAAUAUUUCCCGGAUCAACUCGUUGAAUCAUGUCUAUCAUUAUGGAGUUUAGGAUUAAAAUCUAAAGAGCUUUUGCACAAUGCGAUUAAAAUUAAGGCCGAGUCGUCACCCAAACGACAACAACCUAAAGUAGACAGUCGUCUUACCGUUUUGUUAUCGGCAGCGCAAAUUGAAGAACCCUCGUGGUGUACACAUUUAACCCAAGGUUUUAGAUCAUUUAACCUUGAAGCAAAAAUAAUUUCCCAAUUGAUGGAAGGAAGCUCAGUGGCGUCUGCCACAAUUGUUUGUCCCAUUAAUGGUAUUAAUAUUCCUGGCAUACUAGUUAAGAUUUCUUCGCCUUCAAAAGAUGCUUAUGUAUUUGUCGAAAUUACGUCCAAAUCUCAGAUGCUACGAUUUAGUCAGCAACCUGUUGGGAUACUAAGACUUAAAGUUCAACUUCUUCAGGCUAUGGGAUAUAAUGUUAAAGUCUUGUCCACUGAAGAUUUGGCGGGACCAUUGAAUUUUGCUGAAGUUUUACAAAUAGAAAAUCACGAAGAACCUAACAAAAAUAGUAUUAAGGCAUAA